Messenger RNA from Mercenaria mercenaria, 1492 nucleotides. RefSeq lists its product as uncharacterized. Gene Ontology annotation, cellular component: endoplasmic reticulum. The record is from RefSeq and is a predicted model, not a curated record. The coding region runs from base 137 to 1438 and encodes 433 amino acids. Gene Ontology annotation, molecular function: calcium ion binding. The transcript has 13 exons. Lineage: Eukaryota; Metazoa; Mollusca; Bivalvia; Venerida; Veneridae.
ACUUGAUGUGGUCACAGAGUAGAACAAUGUGGUAGUAUUUGGAAAGAUAAGAAAUAAAUUAAGAUAACAAGGUAUUCGAACUUUCAAGUUUCGAAUACACUCUAUCUUUAGUUCAAGUCCGAACGUUCUUACAAAUAUGGUCACACUUUGCCUUUUACUUCUGUUUGCGGGAAUCCAAGCACAAACCACUCAACAACCCACUCACAACCCAUCCCGCCCAGACAUAUAUGGAUUAAUCAAUUUGUUGUACCUAAAGGCGGACGCUAAUCUGGACAGUCAUAUAACAGAAGACGAAUUGUCUGAUGUAUUCAAGGGAUUUGACAAAAAUGGUGACGGGACAGUAACAAAUGCAGAAUUUGUUGAACUCUGGAUGCAGCUUACGUCCCAAACUAGUGCUCUUGCUAACGCAUAUUUUCAUUUGGCUGACCUUAAUGACGACAAGAUCAUAAAUCUACACGAUUUCGGUCCAAUUUAUCACGUGUUUGACCUUAACCAUGAUGGUUCAGUAUCAGGGAGAGAAUUUGCAACAAAAUGGGAAGACAUUAUCCGAGAGACACCAUUUGCUGUUCUGUUUGAGAGGGCAGACACGGAUAAAGAUGAGUUUCUUAGUCAUAACGAAUUUAGAAACUUAUUUUCAUCCUUCGAUUCAAACUCUGACGGAUUGGUGAAUAACCAAGAAUUUGAUAAUGGCUGGUCUCAUGCUGAUUUUGCUCUUAUGUCGGAUGCCGAUAUGUUAUUUGCCGACAUUGACAAGAAUGGUGACGGCAACAUAACGGGACAUUCUGAUAUGGACAAACUCUUCACAACAUAUGAUUCCAACGGUGACGGCAAAUUGGCUCUACAAGAAGUGAUCCAGGUAACUUCGAUUUUGUUCAACAUUCUGAUAAGGUCUGUAAUACGGGUCAGACUAUGCGUAUGUCCUGAUGUUAGGAUCUCAUUGAUAAGGAAGAGACAUUGCCAUUUUUGUCAGUUUUUGUCAAGGAGCGUGUUAAGGUCAUUAGACAGAAAAAUGAUCUCAUAUUUGUUACUUGGUUGCCUUUUCACUGUCUCCGUUCUUGGCGACGAAGGCCUCAAUGCAGUCAAUUUGUUUCACACAGUGGAUAUAAACAAAGAUGAUAAGCUGACAAGGACCGAGCUUGAUGCUGUUUUUCUUCUUUUCGACACCGACAACAAUACAGAAGUGACACCGACUGAGUUUGUGGCUGACUGGCUGAAAUUCAACCUUGGUGGAACACCGCAAGCCCAGACCCUUUUCACAAGAGCUGAUACAAAUGACGAUGGUGUGCUUGAUGUAAAAGACGUUCCCGCCAUCUUUGCUUACUUCGAUCAAGAUGGAAAUGGAUCUGUCGAUAUAAGUGAGUUUUUAACUCAGUGGGGAGAACUAAUGCUUCAUCCAGCUGGUGUUGACAACGCUGUUGUUGAUAUAGCGACAGGAUAAAUAGAAUGUUUGGAUUGUAAAUUCUGAAGCAGUAAUAAAAUUUAAGAUACCAUC